Messenger RNA from Drosophila albomicans, 624 nucleotides. RefSeq names its product lectin BRA-3-like. Bases 16 to 522 code for a protein of 168 amino acids. The transcript has 2 exons. The record is from RefSeq and is a predicted model, not a curated record. NCBI's taxonomy places the organism in Eukaryota, Metazoa, Arthropoda, Insecta, Diptera, Drosophilidae.
UGUAUUCUUCACAAAAUGAAGUACUUAGGGUUAACUAUUCUCUUUUUGCUCUGCACUGUGUCCUGGGCUGAGGAUGAAGAGCUUCAGGAUGAGGAACCACCUCUGAAUAUCGCUCUAACCUUCUUUAAUUACAAUUCAAGUUCCUAUGGAUUCUCUCUAUACGACAAAGUGAGCUGGUUUCAGGCUGAGCUCAUUUGCAGAUCAGCUGGUUACACUCUGCUGGAUAUUCCAACCGAUACCAUUCAAGAAAGCAUAAAAGAAAUUUUGUUGAGCAGUGGCCUUGAUUUGAGUUUCUAUUCCGACAACUCACUUUGGACCUCAGGGACAAAUCUAGGAUCGUGGGGUCAUUAUGUUUGGCAAUCUACUGGACAACGCAUUACCUAUAAUGAGUUCCUUGAAAACCCACCUACAGACCAUCCAUUUUGCAUUGGCUAUAAUGUCGCAACUAGCUAUUGGCACCAUCAAUAUUGUCGGGAUGAACGUUAUUUCAUAUGCAAAGAAGUUACUACCGCAACAUGUUAGUUAAAUGGAGUAAUACUUAUCAAUUGCUAAUUAUUUUGAUGACGGAAUACUAAAAUAUUACAACUAUAUCAUAUUAAAACACAUUUGCAAUCAGAAGUUAAA